Molecule: messenger RNA, 1105 nt
Organism: Hylaeus volcanicus
Lineage: Eukaryota; Metazoa; Arthropoda; Insecta; Hymenoptera; Colletidae
Product: mitochondrial import inner membrane translocase subunit Tim17-A-like
Exons: 2
Coding region: 247-831 (194 amino acids)
Biological process (GO): protein import into mitochondrial matrix
Cellular component (GO): mitochondrial inner membrane; TIM23 mitochondrial import inner membrane translocase complex
Molecular function (GO): transmembrane protein transporter activity
Source: RefSeq, a predicted model, not a curated record
GCAACGAGAACGGCUAUGUUCGCGUCGUUUGUAUUAAUAUAUUUAACGUUGCUAUAUUUUUUAAAUAGAUUUUACGUGAAUCGAGAAACUUGUAUAGAAUCAUAUGAUUAUAUAAAAUUACUUGAAAUCACGAGUCAAGAAUUCAUUCGGAGACACGAUUAAAAUAAAUCCCUGCGAUCGAUCAAUUAUGCCAGUCACCACACAGAUGGAAGCCCGCGAUUGACAAACUCGGAGGAUUUUACGAAAAUGGAAUAUAAUCGCGAGCCUUGUCCCUGGAGGAUAGUGGACGAUUGCGGAGGUGCGUUCACUAUGGGUGCCAUUUGCGGUUCACUGUUUCAAAGCGUCAUCGGGUUCCGAAACGCGCCGUCGGGGAUCAACAGGAGGCUCUUCGGAGGGAUGAUGGCGGUAAAGAAUCGAGUGCCUCAAGUAGCAGGCAACUUCGCCGUCUGGGGUGGUCUUUUCUCCGCCAUCGAGUGCACCUUGAUACGGUGUCGUUCGAAGGACGAUCCCUGGAACUCCAUACUGAGCGGUGCCCUAACCGGUGGCGUCCUGGCGGCCAGGACAGGCAUCCCGUCGAUGAUAGGAAGCGCUACAGUUGGUGGUGUCUUCUUGGCCCUGGUCGAAGGAUUCGGCAUCAUGGCCACGCGACUUCACGCCGACUCCUUCGCCCAGCACAUGCAGAUGUACGAUGUGGAGAACCUGCCAGAGUUUCACCUCUCCCCCAGGACGAGGGUGGGUUUCGGCGGGGCACCCAUAAACGAGGACAUUCCUCCCAGACAGAUAAACGGAACCAACGGUAUGGAGGUCGACAGAUUCGGCAAAGGUAGAUGAGACCUCUCGUGAACUCUGUGUCGAUGUACAGUCCACGUGUUGCCUCGCGUUAUGUACCUUUCCGAGAGUUUAUUUUGCGAAAAAAAAUUGUCUUUGUAAAUUCCUGUCGUCUUUAACAAUCCAUCGACGCGCUUUACCGCGGCGUUUUAUUGGAAAUGGGGGCGACAUCGCGCGGGAGGACAGAUUUUCAGGCAGAUAACUUACAAACGUCGAAUCGAUCGGAGGCUCCUAGACUCCGAGAGCGAUAUACCGACGGUGAAUUCGUACCUUGAGA